CUAUCACUUAUCAAUAUUUCUGUCAGAGCUCCUGUUGAACAACAAAAGUCAAUCCCAGAUCAGGCGAGUUUACAGUUCUCAACAAUGGCUCCAUGGAUACCCUACUAUCAUAGACAUGCCAUAAAUCUUAUUUUCUAUAAAUAGUCUACCUCUUCCAGAAUAAAGGUCGGUCAAACACUGGCUGCUACUACUCAAGAGGAUCGGCCCACGUGUAGCCCCACCCAGCUGCGCACACCUGAGCGCAUAGCAGCCGCACCUGUACUCCCCGCCCGGGCAUAUACCACCUGUUGUUAUCCCCUUUCGUUCAAAAACUCACAUCCCCCUGCUGUUACACUGUCAGUCAGCUGACAUGCGGAAUCUCCUGGCUUACCUGCAUGACUCGGAGCUCGUGGCCCGGUUCCAGAGACGAUGCGGACUCUUCCUCGUCGACGGCGCGCACCACGAUCGAGGGAAGACGCACGCAUCGAGUGGUACACCGUUUCACACCGACGUAUCCCACGAACACCUGAGGGUCAGAUGGGAGAAGCAGGAUAAGAAUUCAAACUUUAAACACAAGGAGAACGGAUAUGCCGACGGUGGCAGCAGCGGGCCACCUCAAUAUGAAGUGAGGAACUGGCUACUGCACUUCCUUUUUCUGAUUUCGGCCGGCCUGGGGCACGAAAUCUUCUACAUAACCUGUCUUCCCUGCAUCCAUUGGAACCUGGACCCGUUCCUGUGCCGACGCCUGGUCAACAUAUGGGUUAUGGUGAUGUACAUCGGCCAGGUGAUGAAAGACAUGCUGAAGCUGCCUCGCCCUUACUCACCCCCUGUGGUCAAGCUGGAGACCCGUGUCGAUGCCGAAUACGGGCUGCCUUCCACCCAUGCCAUGGCCGCCACCGCCAUCUCCUUCACGGUUUUACUAAGCGCUACCUCCAGGAUACAGUUCCAGUUCGAAGUGGGUCUGCUGAUCGCAGUGACGGUGUCAUCCUUGGUGUGUCUGAGCCGCCUCUACACUGGCAUGCACUCAGUUUUGGAUGUGAUCUGUGGCGUUCUAAUCUCAGCUGUCCUCCUGUUCCUCACCUACCCAUAUUGGGAAGCCUUUGACCGUUUCCAGCUCACCAGCCCCAUCGCCCCCGUCGUGGGGUUAUUACUACCCCUCUUCCUCAGCUACACAUACCCAGAGCUGGACCAUUACAGCACCACGCGGGGGGAUACGACCACCAUCCUAGGAGUAGGGGCCGGGUGCUGUGUGGGAUACUGGGUGGACGAGCAGCUGGGGCCGGCUUUUGUGCCCCGGGGGGCGUUGCCUGUACCCUUACCCACACUGACGGCAAAUGGACUGGCGUCCGGCGCUGCACGUUCUCUGCUGGGAGCUGUAGCAUUAGUGGGAACUCGGCAGGUAGUGAAAACCUUGAGCCUGCAGGUGUUGUACUCGUGGUACAGAGUGCCAAAAAACGAUGAUAGUGCCAGGAGGAGGAGGGAGAUUGAAGUGCCGUAUAAGUUUGCCACAUACACAUCUGUUGGACUUGUCAAUUCUAUAUUUGUCAACAGAGUCUUCAUUCUACUAGGGCUCCUAUGACCUCUUAAGACUGAUUUGUAAUCUUCUGAAUAGAACAAAUGUACCUCGUAUUUAUUUCAAUGUAUCAAAUAAUCUUUUUUUUACACUAACUUUCUUACACAAGGAGCUUCUGCUGGAAAUGAUUGACAAGAGUGUACUUGUAACUGAGCUAAAGGCAAAUAAAACAUUUUGCAAGUGUUUUUAUGAUGUAUGCUAUGUGUUUUUAUGAUUUAUUUUGUAUGCUGUAGCACCGUCUUAUUGCAGCGUUGUGUAUUUCAGAAGCUACACGUGCCAUAAACUUUCCGCAUGCAUGUUCCCGGUUACCCUCAUGGAAUGGGAGAACCCCACCUUGAUCCAGACAAGCUCACACCAGUCAGGAAAACCAGUUUAACUGAAACUUAAUUUCAACACCACCCGUCUUUGUCCUCUUAAGGCAGAUCAGGACAGGCUAUCUACCAUAUGUGCUUAGUUACUGGAUCUCAAGGACUGACUGAGCAGGAAUAAAAGAGUUAACCUCAGUUUGCUACAGUACAGGAAUGCCGGAGCACCUGUCAGACUGAAUUUGCAAGACGGCAUGUUUAUCUGCACGACUCGCUGUCAUAUUGGAGGCUACCGGCAGACAAGUCUGUCUGUGUACUUGUUAACAGAUUAAAAAUGUGCAGUAAAAAAAAAAA
This is a messenger RNA of Larimichthys crocea (large yellow croaker), 2211 nucleotides long. RefSeq names its product sphingosine-1-phosphate phosphatase 2 (gene sgpp2). Gene Ontology annotation, molecular function: sphingosine-1-phosphate phosphatase activity. Gene Ontology annotation, biological process: sphingosine metabolic process. The transcript is spliced from 5 exons. Lineage: Eukaryota; Metazoa; Chordata; Actinopteri; Sciaenidae. Gene Ontology annotation, cellular component: endoplasmic reticulum membrane. The coding region runs from base 350 to 1558 and encodes 402 amino acids. The record is from RefSeq and is a predicted model, not a curated record.